GACUAUAUCGAAGAUAAAAUGAGAAAUCUUUGUCUUAUUCUCUUAUCGCUUUGUGCUUUGGCCAACACAACGCCCUUAAAUUUAGACGACAAUUAUUUUGAUGGAGUUACUUCAGUUCGUAAUUUGAAAGACUUGGAGUUGUACACGUCUUUGGCACCGGACAGCGAUACAGAGGAUUACAUCGCAGAAUAUUUCAGUUCGUUGGACAUCCAGCAACGUAAUGUUAUAGCUCAAAUCAUCAAUGAUGCCCUAGAAGGUUUCAGAGAUGUUAUUGUCAAUGGAAACGACAACAUACCUCCUCUAGAUCCGUUUGUAAUCGACCAAAUCGGACCCUUCUUAUAUACAGCCCUCGGAGUCCGUGCUACCGCAGAAAUUCGCAAUCUAAGGGUGGAAGGUUUGCGAUGGUUUGUCGUUGAUCACAUUACAUUCAACCCACUCCGCCUAUUACUUGGUGUACAAGUCACCAUUCCGAGGAUAACUGUCACAGGAAGUUACGAUGCCCGGGCUAGAAUCACACUUAUUAGCCAUAGAGCUGGAGGUAACUUCAGGGUAUUCGCACAUCGUAUAAUUUUUGGACUUAACAUGAGAUUGGGCACAAGUUUAGCAGGAGGACAUCUAUUCCUAAGGCAGCUUGAUAUAAAAAUCGACAUUCACGAUACAUUCAUUUCUAUCGAGGGAAUGACCGGCUCCAGUAUCCUCAACGCCUUGAUCAACUCUUUUGUACAGAGCAUCACGCAAGACGUAAUCCAAAACGAAAUGGAGAACAACACAGAAAGAGGUUAG
Messenger RNA from Chilo suppressalis (striped riceborer), 783 nucleotides. The record is from the annotation of a GenBank genome assembly. NCBI's taxonomy places the organism in Eukaryota, Metazoa, Arthropoda, Insecta, Lepidoptera, Crambidae.